This is a messenger RNA of Procambarus clarkii (red swamp crayfish), 1161 nucleotides long. Lineage: Eukaryota; Metazoa; Arthropoda; Malacostraca; Decapoda; Cambaridae. The record is from RefSeq and is a predicted model, not a curated record.
AUGGCCCAAUAUUGCUGUAAAUUUUGUAUUUUACAAACAUGUUUAAUUGAAUUUGUGGAGGACGUCUCUCCCGCCGUAACGCAUCCCCGCACUGGACGACCAGGGGGGAUAACUGGAGGGUCGUUAUCACUGGAGGGUCGUUAUCACUGGAGGGUCGUUAUCACUGGAAACUCCUGGGUAUCACUGGAGGCUCCUGGGCACCACUGGAGGCUCCUGGGCACCACUGGAGGCUCCUGGGCACCACUGGAGGCUCCUGGGCACCACUGGAGGCUCCUGGGCACCACUGGAGGCUCCUGGGCACCACUGGAGGCUCCUGGGCACCACUGGAGGCUCCUGGGCACCACUGGAGGCUCCUGGGCACCACUGGAGGCUCCUGGGCACCACUGGAGGCUCCUGGGCACCACUGGAGGCUCCUGGGCACCACUGGAGGCCCCUUGGCACCUCCGGAGGCUCCUGGGCACCACUGGAGGCUCCUUGGCACCACUGGAGGCUCCUGGGCACCACUGGAGGCUUCUGGGCACCACUGGAGGCUUCUGGGCACCACUGGAGGCCCCUUGGCACCUCCGGAGGCUCCUGGGCACCACUGGAGGCUCCUGGGCACCACUGGAGGCUCCUGGGCACCUCCGGAGGCUCCUGGGCACCACUGGAGGCUCCUUGGCACCACUGGAGGCUCCUGGGCACCACUGGAGGCUUCUGGGCACCACUGGAGGCCCUUUGGCACCUCCGGAGGCUCCUGGGCACCACUGGAGGCUCCUGGGCACCACUGGAGGCUCCUGGGCACCUCCGGAGGCUCCUGGGCACCACUGGAGGCUCCUUGGCACCACUGGAGGCUCCUGGGCACCACUGGAGGCUUCUGGGCACCACUGGAGGCUCCUGGGCACCACUGCAGGCUCCUGGGCACCACUGGAAGGUCGUAGGCACCACUGGAGGCUCCUGGGCACCACCGGAGGCUCCUGGGCACCACUGGAGGCUCCUUGGCACCACUGGAGGCUCCUGGGCACCACUGGAGGCUUCUGGGCACCACUGGAGGCUCCUGGGCACCACUGGAGGCUCCUGGGCACCACUGGAGGCUCCUGGGCACCACUGGAAGGUCGUAGGCACCACUGGAGGCUCCUGGGCACCACUGGAGGUCGUAAGAGUAACGAGAGAGCGAUGCACUAA